AUUUAAUAUUUGCUUCACGUAUAUGGCGUAAAUCAAUUAAAACUGCUGUGUUUUUAAUUAAUUUGAUUUAAUAAAUGUGAGUGUUGAAAAUGAUUAUAGAUGGAAAGUUGGAGAAUGUCAAAAGACCUGGAAAAAGUUUUAUAUUUGACACUAGCAAGGAGCUAUCAGAGAGAAAUCAGAUGCACUAUGAAGCAUUAUGUGAAGCAAUUGACGAACACGUGUACAAGUUGCUUGAAGAAGAAGACUUGGAAAGACUUCCAGUACCAAAAGCAUCUUGCAGCACGAUAGAAUUUCAAUCAUUCAUCUAUGCAAGCAAGGAUAGUCUUCAAAAUGACAAGUUGAUAAUAUUGGUUAAUGGCUGUGGAGCUAAGGCUGGUCAAUGGUCUAGACAUACGAUAAUACAUGACAAUUUUUACUAUGGUACUCAAAUCUCAUAUAUUAGAGAAGCAAAGAAGUUGGGCUAUGGCAUUCUAGUGCUCAAUAUUAAUGACAACUUCAGAAUCACUGCUGAGUACAUGCAUUCAAUUCCAGGUAGUGAAGAUGGUUACGAGCAUUUAAGCACAGUGUGGAAUGAUUACGUUCUAGAUUGUAAAGCUAAGAAUAUUGCCAUUAUCGCUCAUGAUUUUGGAGGGGAUUGUAUAGUACAAUAUAAGAUGAUAUUCGGAGAAAAGUUUAAAGAUAGAGUUUUCGCGAUAGCUUUAAUUAGCUCCAUGCGUCUCAUACGUUGGAAAGACUCAAACCUGGAAGACGUCAUCAAAACGUGGGAUAAUAAACUGGAUUUAAAAGUAAAGCGUGUUAAAACGUCAAAAAAUAGAACCUUCAACUGUUUAAUAAAUGAAAAUAACCGUGAAAAUUUGCCGUAUCUUUGUAUGACACCGGUGUUCACUUACAUACAAAGUAAAUAUCUUCUCAAAAACGAUCGCAAACUUUCUGAUGGAUCAUCAUGAUCAUCAUGAUAAUUCUAAACACGUUAUUCAAAAUAGCAUGAGAGCUAUUUAAUUUUAAUUGUAACGAUAUUACAAAGUAUCGGGCAGUACUGUUAGCAGCAAAUUAACUUCAAAAUGCAAAUUUUUUCUUUCAUGGACAGAC
Messenger RNA from Dinoponera quadriceps, 1089 nucleotides. RefSeq names its product UPF0528 protein CG10038. Gene Ontology annotation, biological process: regulatory ncRNA-mediated heterochromatin formation. The coding region runs from base 90 to 947 and encodes 285 amino acids. The transcript has 6 exons. Lineage: Eukaryota; Metazoa; Arthropoda; Insecta; Hymenoptera; Formicidae. The record is from RefSeq and is a predicted model, not a curated record. Gene Ontology annotation, molecular function: siRNA binding. Gene Ontology annotation, cellular component: nucleus.